UUUUGACUCACUCGGGAGCGCCCCCUCUGGUAGCGGAAGAGAUUGCUGAGUGGUGUUCUCCUCUAUACAGGUUCUUUGCGCUGACUGCUGUUGGAUUCAUGUGUUUCAAUGGCGGUGUAAACAAACGCUGCUCCAGCUCUGGUCCAGUCCACUGCCUGCCUGCUGCCCUCCAUUUCAUUCAAUAUGGCAAUUCCCAUUGCAGUUCUGGACUGUGACCUGCUUCUCCAUGGUCGUGGACACAAAACUCUUGAUCGCUUCGAUAUUGAAACAGUGUCAGAUGAGUUCCUGUUGACGACAUUUGGUUUUCCACGUGAGUUUAUCUAUUACUUGGUGGACCUGCUGAAGGAGGGCUUGUUGAGGCGCACACAGAGGUCGCGAGCCAUUAGCCCCGAUGUUCAGAUCCUUGCGGCUCUUGGAUUCUACACGUCAGGCUCUUUUCAGAGCAAGAUGGGUGAUGCAAUUGGCAUCAGCCAGGCCUCCAUGAGUCGCUGUGUUUCAAAUGUCACCAAAGCUCUGAUCGAGAAGGCGCCUGAGUUUAUAGGCUUCAACAGAGAUGAAGCAGCCAAGCAGCAGUCUAAAGAGGAGUUCUACAGAGUGGCUGGUAUUCCCAAUGUGGUCGGGGUUGUGGACUGUGCACACAUAGCCAUUAAAGCACCUAAUUCUGAGGAUUCGUCAUAUGUCAACAAGAAAGGCUUCCACUCCAUUAACUGCCAGCUGGUGUGUGAUGCCCGAGGGCUCCUGCUGAGUGCUGAGACGCACUGGCCUGGCAGUCUGACGGAUCGGGCUGUAUUUAACCAGUCCAGUGUGUGCAAGCUGUUUGAGGAACAGGUAAACCACGAGGGCUGGCUGUUAGGAGACAAUCGCUACCCUCUGAGAAAGUGGUUGAUGACCCCGGUUCAAAGCCCAGAGACCCCUGCAGACUAUCGAUAUAACCUGGCUCACACAGCAACGCAUGAAAUCGUGGACCGUACAUUUCGGGCUAUCCAGACCCGCUUCCGAUGCCUGGAUGGAGCCAAAGGCUACCUGCAGUAUGCUCCUGAGAAAUGUUCUCGCAUUAUUCAGGCCUGCUGCGUGCUACAUAAUGUCUCACUGCAGUCUGGACUGGAUGCCUGGACUUUUGAGAGAACUGACACCACAGACCAAUCUGAGGAGGGAAAUGACUCAACAGAAAAAGUGGACCUGGAGGCGCUGAGAGUCAGACAGGAACUGAUCCACAAUCACUUUAGCUAGAUUUGAACUGUUAUUGAUGUUCAGCAUGAAAAUGGACUACUCAUUUAGAUCCAUGUUUGUAUCCUGAUUCAUUUUAUCCUGCUUUUCUCCCCAAUCUCAUGCGUCUUCCAAUACAUGUGAAGCCAUGAGCCUCCGCCUCUUUUCAAACUGCUGCUGAUGUAGCAAUACCGAGUAGCAUCACAUCAUGCUCAAAGGAAAGUGCAGUAACCCAACACUUAUACAUCAGCUCACAGAUGCCUGUGCUGACCAUCAUCCUGGAGAGAACAUAACCAGGUCUGCUCUCUUAGGACUGUGAUAUGAGGGAUAGAGUAAUGCAAAUUUAUUUUUUGGAAAUUGUUACUGGUGUUUUGGUUAUUGAAUGUGCCUCUGAGAGAUUGAUGUGUUUAUACUGCUAUGACGAUUGUUUCAGACCAGCUUCAGAGUUUGAAUGAUCAGAUUUGUAUCUGCUUUAAAUUUGUCCUAGGUGCAUUUACACUUAUGCCUUUUAAUUUGGCUGGGCCUUAUAUAAUUGAGUUUCAUAUAUAAUCCUUAAUCUAAAUGAAUUAUCCAUGUGUCAACAGGGUCUAUAUUACUGUACCAAUGAGCUCAAUACUUUGAAGGUAUUUUAGAACGCAAUCCAGACUAAAACACUUUUAAUUAACUCCAAAUUUGGCUUGAAUAGACAGAGACGAAGGAAGUGAAAUUUGUUGAUUUUAAUGACAUCAAAAAAUAAACCCAAAAGGGCACAUGGUGACGUACAUGUCACAAAUCUUUUAAAAAGUGUAAAUUUUCUUACAGCACUUCUACUCUGUCAUGUCCUUAAGUGACAUAUUACAAACAUCCCGAGAGCAUCACUACAGGAUAGAGUGUCAAUGUGUGUUUGUUCAUCUGACCUCAUUUAUAGAAUGUAGGUGUGCUGGGUGAGUUUUGAAGAUAAACUCAUUUUAAAAGUGUAAUUUUUGCUUCAAAUGCUUUAAUUAAAGGUUUUAUUUUUAAUAUGACUAGUUCUGACCUGAUUUCUAGAAUUUGUUUUAAUAACAAUAAUUAGAAAAUGUUUGUGUUAUUUGUGUUACGUCAGGAUUUUAACUUUAAAAUAUGUACAGUCAUGUGCCCACAAUAAUAAUAAAAACAUUAAGGAACUGCU
Molecule: messenger RNA, 2353 nt
Organism: Astyanax mexicanus (Mexican tetra)
Lineage: Eukaryota; Metazoa; Chordata; Actinopteri; Characiformes; Acestrorhamphidae
Gene: harbi1
Product: harbinger transposase derived 1
Exons: 3
Coding region: 184-1230 (348 amino acids)
Source: RefSeq, a predicted model, not a curated record